AUGCGCCCCUACCAGCCUCCAACAGGCCGACACCCAUCAGUAGCUCACUGGACUAGACAGCGACACGCACAGCCCGUCUCUGGGUAUGUUCAAGAUCAGUCACCUGCGACGGGAGGUGACCUGCCAGCCUGGAGGCGUGUUCUAGCAGAGUUGCACGACACUCCUCUGCGCGAGCUUCGGGGACCAGUGGCUGCACCCCCGCUUUGUCUUCAGGACAUUAGCGUCGUCUGCUUCUCUUCUCCCACAGUGCAAUGCCCAGCCAUAGACCGCAUCGCAGGUCUGGGAGUUCCUGUGCGAUGGGAAAAUCUUGUGCGAUGCCUCUCCGUUUUUUGCGGCAGCUUUGCGUGUGGCAGCAACUGCUGGCUCGAGGCCAUGCAAUUCUUGCAGCGCUAUCAUGGGGGUGGGGCCGCUGCCAACAAGUUCGCUUCUUGGAAGAAGACGCCUGGAUCUGGUCCCGGGCACUUCUUCAGUUGCAUGGAGCAGAAAGAGGACAAGGAGAUAUAUCGAGACAUUCUCCUGGUCUCACUGUGCAAGAAGUACCUCCUCUCCAGACUGGAGCAAGAACUGCUGCAACGGCUACGUGAAGGAGACUGGGUCCCUCGCCUGGCUGCCCUGGAUGAGCAAGACCUUAUGAGGAUAGCUCACGAGCUUCACUUGCAUGGGGUGUUGCCUGCGGUGCUGGGGUCUUGGUGCUUGGCACACGCCGCAUCCAUGGCAAGACCAUUGCAGCUGAUGUUGGAGGCUGGCUGCAAGUUUUCUAAAACUGUACUUGGCAGCGCUGGUGCAGUUUCCUACAUUGCCAGUGGGCGGUUUCUGUGCGCUGCCAAAGACUGCGCUGAGUCUGUGAGCCGCAUUCUCCUCCUGCUGGCGGAACUUGAUUGUCUUGAGCUCCUGCAGAACUGCCAGCGCUGGGACUGGCUGCAGGGUACAGACGUGAGGCAAGUCCUUGCCGAGGAUGCGCUCAUGCCGCUGACGCAACUUCCUGCUUUCCGCGAGGAAUUGCGGCAAGCGCGAUUUUGCUCGCCAGCACUGGCAGAGGCUCUGGAGCCCUUCCCGCGACUCUUAGAUGACCUGCUGGAUUCUUGGUUUGGACCUGAGGGCCAGAAGCAAAGCGUACAGGCAGCAGAGCUUGUAUGUUGGGCACGCUGCGGACUCUUCCGCCGCCGGCUCCUGCAAACACAGCUGCGGGCCUUGACGCCUCAGGCCUUUGCCAGUUUCUCUGGAGCAAUUUCCCUGGAAGAUGAGGAGAUUGUCACUUUAGUGCAAGAACAGCUACAAGCAAACCUCAGGUCUAUAAGCCAAUACCCGGUCCUACGCUCAGAGGAUAGCUGGCCAAGCUGGUUUCUGGAUGGAGCCCUCCUGCGGCGCUUUUGGAACUCUGGGAUCAUCAGUCCUAGGCAGCUUAGUGGUGCUCUCGUUCGGGUCAUGCUGCGACCUUGGUUCCUUCCUCUACGCCUGGGGAUGCUCAGCUUGGAUUUCUUGCGUGGCAUGCGCACUGGCUGGGCCUGCCGGCUUGCAGCCGAAAAGCGCUAUGUCUGCGAGGCUCUGCAAGCCCUUCAUGCUGUCAUUGGGGCCUGUUUGUCUUAA
Symbiodinium pilosum is the source of this 1587-nucleotide messenger RNA. The record is from the annotation of a GenBank genome assembly. NCBI's taxonomy places the organism in Eukaryota, Dinophyceae, Suessiales, Symbiodiniaceae.